This is a messenger RNA of Labrus mixtus (cuckoo wrasse), 1490 nucleotides long. RefSeq names its product intercellular adhesion molecule 1-like. Gene Ontology annotation, biological process: cell-cell adhesion. The record is from RefSeq and is a predicted model, not a curated record. NCBI's taxonomy places the organism in Eukaryota, Metazoa, Chordata, Actinopteri, Labriformes, Labridae. Gene Ontology annotation, molecular function: integrin binding. Bases 106 to 1218 code for a protein of 370 amino acids. Gene Ontology annotation, cellular component: membrane. The transcript has 6 exons.
CAGUUUCCUGUUCACCAGGGCGUUGACUUUGCUUCUGUGUGUAUUUAUUUUAUUCUCUCUGCUACCUCCUCAAUCUACCUGCUUCCUCUCGCGUGCUGAUCCAGCAUGCAGCCUCUCAGGACGCUCGGCCCUCUCAUGCUCAUGAUUUUACUGUGUGCCAAGAUGACGGUCCCUGUAGUCAUGACCACCCCAGAGGCAACAACACCAACACCGACUUACCCAGAGGUAUCAACAUCAGCCGCCCCCAGAGGUUGCCCUCUCGUAUUGACACCUCCCAAAAUUGUGGUGAAAUUUGGAGAUCCAGCUACAGUGAACUGCAGCACAUCAGCCCCAGAUGCUUAUGUAAUGGGCUGGGAGUCAACAGUAGGAGGCACAGGGGCUGUAAAUCCACCGGCAGUCACCUGGAGGGUUAAAAAACUGGAAGAGUGGACCAUAGAACCUAAGUGUUUCGUCACUACAGAACGGGAGCAGUGCAUUGUGAUGCCAGAGGUCACUCUUUACAAAACUCCCGACAUGGUGUCAAUCUCUGCAAUGAAUCCUGGACCGAUGGUAGAGGGCAAAGACUUUUCCCUGAUAUGUAACAUCUCCAAUGUGGCUCCUGUUGGGAACCUCAAAAUACAGUGGUACAGAGGCGCCAUACAUGUGCACAAGCAAACAAUUAAUAACACCAUUGUGACCCCACUCAGUGUGUCUCCUACCCUGAGAAUCACACCUAGGAGAGGUUUUGACCAAUCAGAGUUUAGAUGCAUUGCUGAGCUUCAUCUUGGACCGUAUGGUCCACGGCCAGUCCCGACUAUGACCUCAUUGCCUUACAUAGCUGAUGUGCACUAUCUCCCCAUUUUCAAGGAAAGUUACAUUAGAGAGAUUACCCUGGCCCAGGGUGAAAAUAUGACUUUUAACUGCACUGCUGAGGGCAACCCUUCCCCUAUGAUGCAAUGGAAGUUCCCCUCUGCAAUGAAUGCGAGAGAGACCACUGGGGGGAAUAUCAGCAUCAUUGGAGCCACGUCUACCAAUGCUGGUGUUUACAUCUGUAAUGCCACGAAUGACAUUGGGACUGUGACAAGAUCUGUCACAGUGAUAAUACUAAGUAAAACUAGUGCGGGUCCCUCAUGGUAUAUAUGGGUUAUUGUUAUUGUUUGUGUGGUUGUCUUGCUCAGCAUCACCGUGGUCAUUCUCCGACAUCGCCUGAAAAAAAUGCCACGGAUGAUAUCCCAAUGACAGAUAAGCCUGAAGCUUAGGAUAUGAAUGACUUGAUGGAUAUCAGUGUGGGGACUGAUAUCUUAAGAAAACAUAUUGUUCUAUCAGCAUGGCAAAAUGGCCUGUAAAUUUUGUAUUUUCUAACCUUUUUUAAAACACAAAAUGUAACUAACUAUAGAGUAAUCUAGUGAAAAUGAUCAGUGAUCAGGCGAAUCCUAACAUUUAUUUUAAUUUGUCAUUCUCUAAAGUCUAACAUAUAUUUUUAUCUUUUUAAAUAAACACAGUAACCUGUA